UAGUGGAGGCUUUCGGAACGAGAUUUGAGGGAAGAUUGAAGACAACAACAAAUCUACCGUUUCUAUAUUCCAUCACGACGUUAGAAAAGGUAUGUAUUAUUGUGGGAAUCAACAAUCAAAUAUAUUGCUUAUUGCGCGACGAUCAAUUGGGCUGAUUUGAUGUGGUAGUCAUCAAGAUGAGUUUCGUUACACGCAGAGCUCUUUCCACCCUUAUCCCUCCCAAGGUAUAUCUUUAAUACCCCUCUAGACUCCUCACUUACACAUGGAACUAACUCAACAAUAGGUUGCCUCUCCAUCUGUAAGUUCUAAUUGUCGGCAUAGAUUCGGAUUUGUUUACGGCUCGAGCCUUCGUCUUCCACUGCAUAUACCGAAAUACAAACCGCACAAAUACAAUCUCUAACAACAAAAACAGGGACUUGGCGCUGCCAAAGAUGCCGCCCGUAUGCAACGUGUAGUCAGCUUCUACGAGAAACUUCCCCGAGGACCAGCACCAGAGGUCAAGGCCAAGGGUUUGUUGGGCAGAUACCAAGCCAAGUACUUUGGAAAGAACCCAUCAGCUACACCUAUCAUUCACGUCUUGGUCUUUUUGGUUGGUAUUGGUUAUGCUCAGAACUACUACUUCCACUUGCGUAAGUGAUGAAAUAUUUGGGCCUGCGUGAGUUAAUAGACAACUAACAAGACUGGGAUAGGUCACCACAAGAACAAUGCUCACUAGAUGGAUGGUUUAGGAGAGAGGAGGCGGGCGGGAAGAAUAACAUACGCGGGCAUUGUGUUAGUUGGGUGUAAAUAAGGGAAAGAAUAGAUGAAUACCAGUCAAGUUGUUGGUUGAAUUCUAUGCGUUGUGGUCGUCAAGUUGGUGUGAUGCAAUUUAGGCCCCCAGGCACUCCCAACAACGAUUAUGAGGCACGACCAGCCCGACUCAUCAAUACGCUUUUAGUUACAGAGAAUCUUC
This is a messenger RNA of Sclerotinia trifoliorum, 952 nucleotides long. The record is from the annotation of a GenBank genome assembly. Lineage: Eukaryota; Fungi; Ascomycota; Leotiomycetes; Helotiales; Sclerotiniaceae.